AUCAUUUUGUUCUUUAAAGCCAGAAAUGACAUGCUAAUGGUCCACGCAAUUGGAUGGAACCGACGGAAGCAGGAAGGCCUUCAUCUUGCACUAUCCAGCAGAUACAUCAAGACUUUCAAAAAGGCUGAGGCUGAGUCUCAGAGACUGGAGAAUUUGAGCAGUGAGCUGGGGUGUCCUGAGAACAUUGUGCAUCAGUGGGUAGAUGAUGUCAGACAAUGGGCUACUGACGAUUCUGUAGGUACCAGAUGUGAUGACCAAUAUGAACGUCAGAAAUCUAUUGAACAAAUGUUUCUUGGUGUUCAUCAAAAAAAAGCCAGCCUUUAUAAUCAGACUGACAGCAACAAAGUUCGACACUUGCGUCGAAGAAAAUUGUGGGAAGAGAAGAGAAAACUCUUGGAAACAAUCAAGCUCUACAAUGAGCAGGUGGCAGAUGAGGAGCGCAUCGUUGAAGAGAAGGUGGAGAGCGGGCUCUCUGUGGGGAGGAGACAGUCUAAUAUGGCCUUGGGAAGUGCACAGCAGUGAAUCCAGCAACAUUCUCACCAAAAAGAAGAUUUUUGAUGUGCACAUGUCAAAAGUGCGCCUUCAAGAGGAAAAGAUCAUUGUGAUGAGGGAGAUGAGACAGCACUGCACCUAUCUCAGAAAGCUGUCUGGAAACAUUAGGACAAGGAUAUCAGAUAUGUCUUUUGUCAGAAACAGUGGCAGUUUAAGUGAAGAGGGUCAUGGCGGGCUACUGUGUCUUCUUCAGAAAAGGCUUGCAGAUGUGAAGGAGAAGUUCCAAGUCAUAUGCUCAAGUUACAGCCUGGCUUUAGGACCGAAUGCUGCUUCUCUGCUGGAGAAUGGGCCCGAGGAGAUGCUGGAGGACCAUGAAGAAGUUGAUUAUGAGAGUUCAGAUGACAGUGAUUUUGAAGCAGUGUAAAUGAGUGCUUAACUGGUGGGAUGCGUUUUCGACUGCAUGUCAAUUAUGACUAGACUGCAGGUGUGUUUCAAGGAAAACAAAAAACUUUUUGAAGUGAAAUGGUGUCUGAUACAGUGCUAAUAUUUUGCACUAUUGUUUCCAGCAACAUAUUCACAACAAUAUGUUGUGUAAGCAACAUUAGCUUCAUAGAUGUUUAGACAUUUUUUUUAUAUGAUUCUCCAAAACUCAGUUUACAAACAGCAGGUCGUUUUUAAAGUUUCACCUCCAAUGUUUCACAGUCUAUUUCUGCAGUUAACUGUGGUGCUAGAGCUUGCGAAUGACAGCAGCCUCUUGCAGUGGUGACUUCCCCAAGCUUUGCCCAUCUCAUCUUCUCAACAUAAUUAACUUUUCUGUACAAAAAUGUUACACUUACAUUGAUAUAAUAGUUUGAUUGUUUUUUACUCUAUACACCUGUAUAAUGUUAUUCACAGUGAUUGUGGAUACUUUUGGAAUGAACCAUUUACUGUACAUGGCACUAGAUUAAAUACUUUACAGAAAUGAUUGAUCAAUACCCAUAGUUGAGUCUUAAGUGUAGUAUUUCCUGUUGUUAUUGCUGCUGUUACCUUGCCAACAAAGUGAAUUUACCAUGGCAUUACUUCAGGUAACUAUAAAACUAUGUUGUACA
Messenger RNA from Xyrauchen texanus (razorback sucker), 1580 nucleotides. RefSeq lists its product as uncharacterized. The transcript is spliced from 6 exons. The record is from RefSeq and is a predicted model, not a curated record. NCBI's taxonomy places the organism in Eukaryota, Metazoa, Chordata, Actinopteri, Cypriniformes, Catostomidae. The coding region runs from base 251 to 916 and encodes 221 amino acids.